Messenger RNA from Phalaenopsis equestris, 1947 nucleotides. RefSeq lists its product as uncharacterized. The coding region runs from base 252 to 1751 and encodes 499 amino acids. The transcript has 7 exons. Gene Ontology annotation, molecular function: protein binding. The record is from RefSeq and is a predicted model, not a curated record. Lineage: Eukaryota; Viridiplantae; Streptophyta; Magnoliopsida; Asparagales; Orchidaceae.
CCUUAAUUCCUGCACCCAGAGAGAACAAAGAUCGGGCUUCUCGUCUUCUUUUCUUCUUUUUCACGCCCAUGCUUCCAACAGCAACAGUAGAACAGGGGAAAAAGGUUGAGAGCUUGAUGAGUUUUCCAUUCUUUCCCAUCAUCUGACAUCAAUUUCCCUUCUCGCAUUCCCACUUCUCUGCUUCUCUCGGGCUCGGAGCGUCCUUUAUCUGUUCCUCCCCCCUCUUUCGCUCUUGUGGAGAUUUGGCAUUAAUGGCGGAAAAGAAGCAGGGAUUUGCUUCAAUCCUUUUUCUGGUGCUUGUGCUCAGUGGGGUUUGCUCUGUUUCAGCCGCAUUUCCUGCAAAGUUAGUGGGUGGAUUGUUUUCCAAUGCCGCCUCAGCAAUCUUGAAACGAUUGUGGACAAUCACUUCUGCUCCAAAGACUGUGAUCUCCGGCCGCCCAUUGAUGAAAUUUGAGAGUGGGUACACUGUGGAGACGGUGUUCGACGGUAGCAAGCUUGGAAUUGAGCCAUUUUCAAUUGAAGUCUUCAAGGGCGGCGAGCUCUUGGUUCUGGACUCUGUUAACAGCAAUAUUUUCAGGAUAUCUCUGCCGCUGUCCAGAUACAGUAGGCCCAAACUUGUUGCUGGUUCGGCAGAAGGUUAUCCUGGUCAUGUUGAUGGAAAGCCACGAGAAGCAAGGUUGAAUCACCCGAAGAGUUUAACUGUCGACGAUAGGGGAAAUAUAUAUGUUGCAGAUACUAUGAAUAUGGCAAUUAGAAAAAUAAGUGACACAGGUGUCACAACCAUUGCUGGGGGGAGGUGGAACAAAGGGGGGCAUAUAGAUGGGCCAAGUGAAGACGCAAAAUUUUCAAAUGAUUUCGAAGUGGUUUACGUUGGCAGCAGCUGCUCGCUUCUGGUUGUAGAUCGAGGAAAUCAGGCAAUCCGUGAAAUUCAACUUCAUUUUGAUGAUUGUGCCUAUCAGUAUGAAACUAGUUUUCCAUUAGGGGUUGCAGUGCUCUUUGCUGCCAUUUUCUUUGGUUACAUGCUUGCUUUACUUCAACGACGCGUGGGAGUGAUGGUUUCUUCAGAAGAUGAACCUGUGAUCGCUGUGAAGACCAACGUACCCCCUCCAUACCAGAAGCCAAUGAGAGGCUCAGUGAGACCGCCAUUGAUUCCAGAUAAGAAUGAACCAGAGAAACAACAAGAAGAAGAAGGCUUCUCUAUCUCAAAUGUUAAACUUCUAUCCAGCCUGAAGUCAUCUUUAGCUGAAAUCAUUGGAAUAAUAUUCAGAAGGAAACCCCACAAGAAGCAUCACUCAAAUCCUCCUCAACAAUGGCGGCAUAACUCAUUUCCAAUGCAGGAAAGCUUUGUCAUUGCCAACGAAGACGAGCCGCCACCUGUUGAAACGAGGUCGCCGAUGCCUCGGAAGACUUACGCCUUCAUGUCUCAUGAUCCUGAGAAGAUCCAACACCUUCGGCAAGGCCAGGUUUACUUUGAUAAUUGGGAUGGCAAAAUGAUUCUUCAACAACAAAAGUAUCAACAGCAACAACAGCAACAACAGCAACAGGUGCAUCAACAUCGGCAAUAUUCUUCGGGUCCACAAACUUUCUAUGAGCAGAACUGUGAAAAUACAAACGAAAUUGUGUUUGGAGCCGUUCAAGAGGAUAGGAAGAGGACAAUGGAGAUUAGAGCUAUAAAUUAUGGUGACACAUACUAUGAUCAGUUUGGGAUGCGGUACAGGAUUGGUUCCAGUGGUUUUAGCAACGGCUACUGAGCAUGUCUUUCUUUACGAAUACUUUUCUUUGUAAGAUAAAUCAAGUCUUCAUUCCUGAGUUAAUGCUUUAGCUUUUUUAAUAACUCUUGUUUCUGGUGCCCUUUAAUGUUGUGUUUGGAUGCUUGGAAUAUGAGAAGUGAAUGAGAGCCAAAUCAGUUGCUGUAGAUUUAUGUUCAGAUAAUUAUUGCCAUCCAAU